AUGUGUCAUGAGUCGUCAGCGAAUCUGAUUCCAGAUGAGACUAUUCACAGUUUGACAAGGUAUGUGAUGGACUAUAUUACUCGCAUCUCUGAUUACAAGCAAUCCUUAACUUCAUUGAUUGUAUCUAAGCCAUCAAAAGUUUUGAAAUAUUCCGAUGAUGAUCAAACGAUUAUUGAUAUGGAAUUUAUAGAAGUCGAGGGACAAACUCCAUUGACACUCCAUUUAAUUUGGAUUAUUGAGAUUUUAGUAUGCAAAUUGAAUGUCAAGUCCGUGAACUAUGAAGAUGCUCAUUUGUUCAUGAUGAACAAUGUCCAUUACAUUGCCCCGAGAAUCAGAGACUGUCCAAAAUUGAGGAUGAUUAUUGGCGAUGAUUUUGCAAAUAAACUAAUUGGAAAAGUUCAUCUGACAUGGAUGAUGCCCAUAGCAGAUUCAAACAGGAUGGGUCGUGUGACCCGUGUCUUAUGGAAGAUGCAAAAUUUGCUCCAAACGAUCGUAUUGUUGGGAUUGUGGCGCAAUAUGAUUGGGAAAAGGGCCCAUUGGGGGUUUGGCUUUAAGCCUGAGUUUAUCAGGGAGACAGUUGAAGCUUGUCCUAUAAUGGGGACUCCAGAAAAUGUUGAGGUUGCAUAUGAAUCGGCUGUGAAAAUAAUUUUGCAAGGGGAUGCAAGUGCAGCGAGAGGAAAAAUGAUCUUUGACAGAGGAGAUAGCAAUGAGAUAAAUCAGUACUUUCAUGCCGUUGAUGAGACCCACCGCCGGAUGGAACUGACCACCAUGUCCGAUGAUGACAAGAGCAAGGCCAACAGUGUGAUGGAGAUAGCCAUGGCUCAGCUCGAACAGCAGUUUGUCAACAUGUUGAUUGAGAUGUGCCGUAGUAGUCCAAUGUGUUCAAUUUGUUCUAGUUCAAUAACUGAUAGCAUUAGCUAUGAAUUACUUGAAGAUGAUUAUUUAGACUACGAUAUUCCACUUGUUGAGGAAGAAAUCAGUUAUCUCCAAAGUGUUGCCCGAAGAAUGAAAUCUGUUCAGCGUGUUAAUGUUUACACUAGAGUAUGGAAGGGUAUACUGGACGCACGUUUUCGAUGCCUAGGCGUUGAAAAAUUAAGCACUGAAGACGUCCGGAGGAUAGAGUGGGACUUGUUGGGGGUGAAGAUCAGACAGUGGAUACGUGCGGCGAGGGUUUGUGUAAGAAUUCUCUUUCCGAAAGAGAAACAACUCACUGAACAAAUCUUUGGGGCUCAUGGAACUGAUUUAUGUUUUAUAGAAACAGUUAAAGAUGUGGCAAUUCAGGUAUUUGACUUUGUGGAAGCCAUAAGUACUAGUCGUCCUUCGCCAGAGAAGCUGUUCAAAUUCUUAGACAUCCACAAGGCCUUGUCGGAGCUUUUGCCAGAUGUGAACACUCUCUUUCAGUUGAAAACAGGGGAACCUAUUCGAAUCCGAGCUUUUGAGAUACUUUCUCAGCUCGCGGAGGCAAUCAGAGGGAUUCUAGCGCAAUUGGAGAAUGCAGUGUGUCAUGAGCUAUCAACAUUCUUGGAUCCGGGUGGGGAUAUUCACAGCUUGACUAAGUAUGUGAUGAGAUAUACCAUUCAGAUCUCUGAUUACAAGGAGUCAUUAACUUCAUUAAUUGUAUCCAAACCAUCAACAAAUUUGAUAUAUUCUGAUGAUCAGAUGAUUCCUGAUAUGGACUUCACGGCAUUUGAAGGGCAAAGUACUCCAUUGGAGCUCCAUUUAAUUUGGAUCAUUGAGAUUCUAGUUUGCAAAUUGGAAUUCAAGUCCAAACUCUACGAAGAUGACACCUUGGGUCAUUUGUUCAUGAUGAACAAUGUUCACUACAUUGUUCAGAGUAUCAAAGAUUGUCCAGAACUGCGGAUGAUGAUUGGUGAUGAUUACGCAAGGAAAUUAAUCGGAAAGGUCCAACAGGCACAGAGUAGCUAUAGUGGUGCUACCUGGUCGGAGAUUUUGUCCUGUUUGAAAUACAAGGGAUUAGGUACCGGUAGGAGCUUCUCUUCUGGGGUGUCUAGGACUAGGAGCUUUUUCAGAGAAAAGUUUAAGACCUUCAAUGCCAUGUUUGAGGAGGCUACCAGGACUCAAGCAACGUGUUUGAUACCGGAUAUGCAGCUUCGGGAAGAGCUUCGUAUGUCGAUAUCGGAAGAGUUGAUCCCAGCUUAUAGGUCAUUUCUUGUUCUUUUCAGGAGCCAUGUAGAGAGUGAAAAACACUCUGAAACCUACAUCAGAUACUCGGUUGAGGACCUUGAGGGUGCGCUCUUGGAAUUUUUCGACUCCAAGGAAGAAAAUUUGAAGUUGCGGUUUAAUAUAACAUCAAAUUCAGAACGUGUCCCUAAGACUGAGCACAAGCAUAAUAAGCUAAAAAACUACAAGCAAAAAGUCAUGGACAGCAUAUUUCGUCAAGUACGGAUGGAACGAAAUAUUAACCCAGAUGUGGCAGAUGAUGGUUCAGUAAAUGAUGUUAGUGUUAGUUUUGAAGUAGUUGAAGAUGAUCAUUUAGACUAG
This is a messenger RNA of Cornus florida, 2502 nucleotides long. RefSeq names its product exocyst complex component EXO70B1-like. Gene Ontology annotation, molecular function: phosphatidylinositol-4,5-bisphosphate binding. The transcript is spliced from 5 exons. Lineage: Eukaryota; Viridiplantae; Streptophyta; Magnoliopsida; Cornales; Cornaceae. Gene Ontology annotation, biological process: exocytosis. The record is from RefSeq and is a predicted model, not a curated record. Bases 1 to 2502 code for a protein of 833 amino acids. Gene Ontology annotation, cellular component: exocyst.